CCGCUGCUGCCGCUGCCGCUGCUGCUGCUGUGUCUCCGCGUCACCACUCGGCUUCUCGCUGUUUCCCCCGCCACAUCGUGCCCCAGUCGCUCCAGCCCGCCGAUGCUCACACACACUCCUCCGGGCGGUGAGCACAGCGGCCUGAGUAACACAUGCUGCGGCAGUCUGUCCGCUGUAUGGUCCGUGGAUUAGCUAUAUGCUAAUAUCGAUAGGUGAGAGGAGCCAGUGGAGGCUUCCCGAGCGUGAGCAGGCUCCUGUGCGGCCAUGGCUGAAGGAGGAGAAGGAGAGGAUGAAAUCCAGUUCCUCAGAACUGAUGACGAAGUGGUGCUCCAGUGCGUGGCCUGCAUCCAGAAGGAGAAUCGCAAGUUCUGCCUGGCCGCUGAGGGUCUGGGCAACAGGCUGUGUUACUUGGAGCCCACAUCUGAGGCAAAGUAUGUUCCUCCAGACCUGUGCAUCUGCACGUUUGUGCUGGAGCAGUCUCUGUCGGUGCGGGCCCUUCAGGAGAUGCUGGCUAAGAGUGGACAGAACAGUGAAGGGACUUGCGGCCCGGAUCGAUGGAGGCUGAUAAGGAAGGCAGCACAGAGUGGCGGACACAAGACGCUACUGUACGGACAUGCCAUCCUCUUGCGACAUUCUUUUAGCUCCAUGUACCUGGCCUGUUUGAAGACAUCAAGGUCACAGACUGAUAAGCUGUCUUUUGAUGUCGGCCUACAGGAAGACUCAACAGGGGAGGCCUGUUGGUGGACGAUCCACCCUGCCUCCAAACAGAGAUCGGAAGGAGAGAAAGUGCGCAUUGGUGAUGACCUCAUCCUUGUCAGUGUGUCCUCAGAGCGAUAUCUUCACUUAUCCAUCUCCAAUGGCAAUAUCCAGGUGGAUGCUUCCUUCAUGCAAACCCUGUGGAACGUCCAUCCUAUCUGCUCCGGCAGCAACAUAGAGGAAGGCUACUUGCUUGGCGGUCAUGUGAUGCGGAUGUUCCACGGACACGACGAAGUACUCACCAUCCCGGGGUCAGACCAGAGUGAAGAGCAGCAAAGGAUAGUCAACUAUGAGACGGGUAAAGCCGGCGCCAAGGCCAGGUCCUUGUGGAGGCUGGAGCCACUCAGAAUCAGCUGGAGUGGGAGCCACAUUCGCUGGGGCCAGGCUAUUCGCCUGCGGCAUCUGACCACUGGUCACUAUCUGGCUCUGACUGACGACAGAGGGCUGGUGCUGCAGGAUCGGGAGAAGUCAGACACUGUCGCCACAGCCUUCUGCUUCAGAGCGUCUAAGGAGAAGCUGGAGCAGAGCCCCAAGAGAGACAUCGAGGGCAUGGGGGUGGCGGAGAUCAAAUACGGGGACUCGCUCUGCUUCAUCACGCACAUGGCCACGGGACUCUGGCUCUCCUAUCAGGCACCUGAUGUCAAAUCGGCCCGUCUGGGUCCCCUCAAGAGACGAGCGUGCCUACACUCUGAAGGUCACAUGGAUGACGGCUUGACCCUGCAGCGCUGUCAGCAUGAGGAGUCCCGUGCCGCACGCAUCAUCCGCAACACCACUUUACUCUUCAACCGAUUCAUCAGAGACCUGGACUGUCUGGGUGUCAAGAACCGGAUACUGGUUGCCUUACCGGUCGAGGAGGUGCUCCAAACUCUCAAUGACCUCAUCACCUAUUUCCAGCUCCCCGACGCUGAGCUGGAGCACGAAGAGCGGCAGAUCAAGCUGCGCUCACUCAAGAACCGACAGAACCUAUUCAAGCAGGAAGGCAUGCUGACGCUGGUGUCCAACUGUAUCGACCGUCUGAACGUGUACAACAGUGCUGCCCACUUUGGGGAGUGUGCCGGGUCCGAGGCCGGAGCAGCCUGGAAAGAUAUACUGAACCUGCUGUAUGAGCUGCUCGCGGCGCUAAUCCGAGGGAACAGAAACAACUGCACCCAGUUCUCCAACAACUUGGACUGGCUGGUGAGCAAGCUGGAGAGACUGGAGUCGUCCUCGGGCAUCCUGGAAGUCCUGCACUGCAUUCUAAUCGAGAGCCCGGAGGCCCUCAACAUCAUCCAGCGAGGACACAUCAAGUCCAUUAUAUCUCUGCUCUAUAAGCACGGACGCAACCACAAGAUUUUGGAUGUGCUCUGCUCGCUCUGUGUGUGUAACGGUGUAGCGGUGCGAACCAAUCAGAACCUUAUCUGUGAUUACUUGCUUCCCAAAAGAGACCUGCUGUUGCAGACCCAGCUGGUCAAUGACGUCCAGAGCAUGAGACCAAACAUCUUCCUUGGGGUCAGCGACGGCUCGGCGCAGUAUAAGAAGUGGUACUAUGAGCUGAUUAUAGACCAGGUGGACCACUUUGUCACCAGCGAGCCCUCCCACUUGAGAGUCGGCUGGGCCAACACGAAAGGAUACGCUCCCUACCCAGGAGGAGGCGAGGGCUGGGGGGGCAACGGAGUGGGAGAUGACCUCUACUCGUAUGGUUUUGAUGGACUCCACCUCUGGUCUGGUCGUAUCCCCCGGGUGGUUGCAUCCAUGAACCAGCACGUCCUGACCUCAGAGGAUGUGGUGAGCUGUUGCCUGGACCUGGGAGCUCCCAGCAUCUCUUUCAGAAUUAACGGGCAGCCAGUCCAGGGCAUGUUUGAAAACUUCAGCACAGACGGCCUGUUCUUCCCUGUCGUCAGCUUCUCUGCAGGGGUCAAGGUGCGCUUCCUGUUGGGUGGUCGACAUGGUGACUUUAAGUUCCUGCCUCCGUCAGGUUACGCUCCGUGCUAUGAGGCGCUGCUGCCGAAAGAGAAGAUGAAGGUGGAGCCUGUGAAAGAGUACAAGAGGGAUGUGGACGGAGUCAGAGAUCUGCUGGGCACCACUCAGUUUCUGUCGCAGGCCUCCUUCAUCCCCACUCCGGUGGAAACCAGCCAGAUUGUGAUGCCACCUCAUUUGGAGAAGGUUCGAGACAAACUGGCCGAGAACAUUCAUGAACUGUGGGGCAUGAAUAAGAUUGAGCUGGGCUGGUCGUACGGCAAGAGGAUAAGAGACGAUAAUAAGCGGCAGCAUCCAUGCCUGGUGGAUUUCUCCAAGCUGCCAGAGACGGAAAAAAACUACAAUUUGCAGAUGUCGACGGAAACUUUGAAGACCCUGCUGGCACUGGGUUGUCGUGUAGUCCAGGUGAAUCCAAAUGCAGAGGACUCACUCAAAAAGAUCAAACUCCCUAAGAACUACAUGAUGUCCAAUGGUUAUAAGCCAUCCCCUCUGGACCUGUCCGACAUUAAACUGACUCCAGGUCAGGAAAUGUUGGUGGACAAACUGGCGGAGAACGCGCACAAUGUUUGGGCCAAGGACCGCAUCAAACAGGGAUGGACCUACGGCAUUCAGCAGGAUCUGAAGAGUAAGCGUAACCCUCGUCUGGUUCCCUACAUUCUGCUGGAUGAGCGCACCAAAAAGUCAAACAGGGACAGCCUGCGGGAGGCUAUCCGCACUCUGAUUGGCUACGGGUACAACAUCGAUCCCUCGGACCAGGAAAGCGGACAAGUGGCCGAGCGGCUCAGCAUCGACAAGAUCCGCUUCUUCCGAGUGGAGCGAACAUACGCGGUGAAGACGGGGAAAUGGUAUUUUGAGUUCGAGGCUGUGACAGGAGGAGACAUGAGAGUGGGCUGGGCCAGACCAGGAUGUAAGCCAGAUGUGGAGCUGGGCACAGAUGAGCUUGCUUUUGUCUUUGACGGAUACAGGGGCCAAUGUCUCAACAUGGGCAGCCGUUUGUUUGGGCGGUGCUGGCACGCGGGGGAUGUGGUGGGAUGUAUGAUCAACAUGGAGGACAAGUCUAUGAUCUUCACCCUGAACGGGGAAAUCCUCAUCACCACCAAGGGCUCGGAACUCUGCUUCACUGACUUUGAAACUGAGGAUGGGUUCAUUCCCGUGUGUAGCCUGGGGCUGUGUCAGGUGGGUCGUAUGAAUCUGGGGAAAGAUGCGAGCACCUUCAAGUAUUACACCAUGUGUGGCCUUCAGGAAGGAUUCGAGCCGUUUUCGGUCAACAUGAACAGAGAGGUCACCAUGUGGUUCAGCAAGCGUCUGCCAACCUUUAUCAACGUGCCGAAGGACCACAACCACAUUGCGGUGAUCAGGAUUGACGGCACCAUCGAAAGCCCCCCUUGUCUUAAAGUGACCCACAAGACGUUCGGCACACAGAACAGUAACGCCGACAUGGUGUUUUGUCGUCUCAGCAUGCCUGUUGAGUUCCACUCCUUCUUCAAGUGCAGUCCGGUUGUAGACAUGAACGGAGUGCAUGAGGAAGAAACCCUGAAAGUGAAACAUAGGUAUCCGUUGAGGUCUGUGAGGCACAGUGAUGAAAGUCGACGAGUUGACUACAGCAGCAUCACGAUGCACUACCAUUCAGUCAGGGUCUUCGCCGGUCAGGACCCCGCCAGUGUGUGGGUCGGAUGGGUUACCCCCGACUACCAUUACUACAGCAACAACUUUAACCUCAGCAAAAACAGAACGGUGACCGUGACCCUGGGUGACGAGCGAGGACGGGUCCAUGAGAGUGUGAAGAGAAGUAACUGCUACAUGGUGUGGGGAGGCGAUGUGACCAGUGCUGCUCACGCCUCCAGUCGCAGCAACGUGGACCUGGAGAUUGGCUGUCUGAUCGACCUGGCCACUGGCCUGGUGUCGUUCACGGUCAAUGGCAAAGAAAUAUCCACAUCUUACCAGGUGGAACCAAACACCAAGCUCUUCCCCGCUGUGUUUGUGAGACCCACAAGUCCAAACCUCUUCCAGUUUGAGCUGGCGAAAAUAAAGAAUGCCAUGCCUCUGUCAUCGGCGAUCUUUAAGAGUGAACACAAGAACCCGGUGCCGCAGUGUCCGCCUCGUCUAGACGUGCAGACCAUCAGUGCCGUGCUGUGGAGCCGCAUGCCCAACAUAUUCCUGAAGGUGGAAACGGCCCGGGUCAACGAGCGACACGGCUGGGUGGUGCAGUGUGUGGAGCCCCUGCAGAUGUUGGCUGUGCACAUACCGGAGGAGAACAGGUGCGUUGACAUCAUGGAGCUGUCUGAGCAGGAAGACCUGAGGAAGUUCCACUAUCACACUCUGAAGCUCUACUGUGCCCUCUGUGCUCUGGGCAACACCCGCGUGGCCCACGCGCUCUGCAGCCACCUGGACCAGUCCCAGCUGUUGUACACCAUCGACAAUCAGUACUUGUCAGGCAUGUUACGCGAGGGCUUCUACAACGCUCUGAUCAGCAUCCACCUGGAGACGGCUAAAGAGUCGCGGCUCAUGAUGAAGGACGAAUUCAUCAUCCCCGUCACGGCCGAGACGCGCUCCAUCCGCCUCUUUAACGACGCUUCCAAGAAGCACCUCCCGCCGGGGGUUGGGCUUAGCACCUCACUCAAACCGCGCCUCAACUUUGCCCCACCCUGUUUUAUCUGCACCAAACGGGAGCAUCUGUACAGCCCACAAAUCCCACUGGAUUCGCUGAAGGAGAAAUCCAUCUUAAUGUUGACAGAGGCUGUACAAGGUGGAGGGCACCACAUCCGGGAUCCUGUCGGAGGAGGCGUGGAGUACCAGUUUGUGCCAAUCCUGAAACUCAUUAGCACCUUGCUGACUAUGGGCAUAUUAGGGAGCGAGGACGUUCAUAAGAUCCUACUGCUCAUUGACCCGAACGUCUUCAGAGAGACACACGAGGAGGGAGUCGCUGGGGCCACAGACAAAGAGGGACUUACCGGAGCCGAGGAGAAGGCGGUGGAAGCUGGAGAAGAGGAAGCAGCCAAAGAGGCUAAACAGCCAAUGAAAGGGCUGCUGGAAAAGAGGCUGCCUGAGCCUGUCAAGCGACAGAUGUGUGAGCUGCUUCACUAUUUCUGCGACUGCGAGCUGAAACACCGCAUCGAGGCCAUCGUGUCGUUCUCUGACAGCUUUGUCUCGAAGCUGCAGUACAAUCAGAAGUUCCGCUACAACGAGCUGAUGCUGGCGCUCAACAUGUCUGCCGCUGUAACGGCGAAGAAGACCAAAGAGUUCCGAUCGCCACCUCAAGAGCAGAUCAACAUGCUGCUUAACUUCAGCACGGGCGAGGACUGUCCGUGUCCAUUUGACAUCCAGGAGGAACUCUACGACUUUCACAAUCAGCUGCAGCUCCACUGUGGAAUCCCUAUGGAGGAAGACGAACAUGACCAAGUUACGUCCAUUAAAGCUCGCCUCCUAAUGUUGGUGAACAAGAUUAAAGGCCAGUCUCUCAAAGCAGAGAAACCCACGGAGAAGGAACAAGCUGCACCAUCCAAUCUGAAGGAGCUGAUCUCUCAGACCAUGGUCAGCUGGGCCCAGGAAUGUCACAUACAGGACCCAGAGCUCGUACGCAAGAUGUUCAGCCUGCUGAGGAGACAGUACGACAGCAUUGGCGAACUGCUUCGCGCCAUGAGGAAGGCGUACACCAUCAGCGCUGCCUCUGUGCAAGACACCAUCAACCUCUUGGCCUCGCUGGGUCAGAUCAGGUCGCUGCUGUCUGUCCGCAUGGGAAAAGAAGAGGAGAAGCUCAUGAUUGAUGGACUUGGCGACAUCAUGAACAACAAAGUGUUCUACCAGCACCCGAACCUAAUGAGAAUACUGGGCAUGCAUGAGACUGUCAUGGAGGUCAUGGUCAAUGUGCUCGGAGGAGACAAAUCCCAGGAAAUCGCCUUCCCCAAGAUGGUGGCCAGCUGUUGUCGCUUCCUGUGCUACUUCUGUAGGAUCAGCCGUCAGAACCAGAAAGCCAUGUUUGACCACCUUAGUUACCUGCUGGAGAACAGCAGUGUGGGACUAGCCUCACCCUCUAUGAGGGGAUCCACUCCAUUAGAUGUGGCCGCUUCCUCAGUGAUGGACAACAACGGCCUGGCUCUAGCGCUGGAGGAGCCAGAUCUGGACAAGGUGGUCACCUACCUAGCAGGAUGUGGUCUCCAGAGUUGUCCAAUGCUUCUGGCUAAAGGUUAUCCAGACAUUGGUUGGAACCCCAUUGAAGGAGAACGUUACCUUUCCUUCUUGCGGUUUGCUGUCUUCGUCAAUGGUGAAAGUGUAGAGGAGAACUCCAGCGUUGUGGUCAAGCUGCUAAUCCGUCGUCCAGAGUGUUUUGGACCUGCGUUGAGGGGAGAGGGUGGGAACGGCCUGUUAGCGGCCAUGAAAGAAGCUAUCAAGAUCUCUGAGACGCCCGCUCUGGACCUGCCGGGCUCUGUCCAAGGAUUCAGCUCUGACGUGUCUGCUGAUGGCGAUGAUGAAGAGGAGGUGGUUCACAUGGGCAAUGCCAUUAUGUCCUUCUACUCUGCGCUCAUAGACCUUUUGGGACGUUGCGCGCCAGAAAUGCAUCUCAUCAACAAGGGAAAAGGUGAAGCUCUACGCAUCCGUGCCAUCCUGCGUUCUUUGGUUCCAACUGAAGACCUUGUGGGCAUUAUCAGUAUACCACUCAAAAUGCCCAUCAUCAACAAAGAUGGGUCAAUGACAGAACCGGACAUGUCAGCCUGCUUUUGUCCAGACCACAAAGCCCCCAUGGUCCUAUUUCUGGACAGAGUAUAUGGCGUUGAGGACCAGAGCUUUCUGCUGCACCUGCUCGAAGUUGGCUUCCUGCCUGACCUGAAGGCUGCUACCUCUCUGGAUACGGAGUGUCUCUGUACCACAGAGACAGCGCUGGCGAUGAACCGCUACAUCGGCUCCGCCAUGCUCCCCCUCCUCACCCGCUGCGCUCCUCUGUUUGCUGGCACCGAACACUACGCCAGCCUCAUCGACUCCACUCUCCACACCAUCUACCGCCUUUCCAAGGGCCGGUCACUCACCAAGGCCCAGCGAGACGCCAUAGAGGAGUGUCUCCUGGCUGUCUGCAAACACCUCCGUCCCUCCAUGCUGCAGCAGCUCCUGCACCGCCUUGUCUUUGAUGUGCCCUUGUUGACCGAAUACUGCAAGAUGCCUCUCAGGCUGCUAACCAACCACUAUGAGCAGAACUGGAAGUACUACUGCCUCCCGUCGGGAUGGGGCAGCUAUGGGACGGCGUCUGAGGAUGAACUACUGCUCACCAAGAAGAUCUUCUGGGGAGUGUUUGAUUCUCUGUCCCAGAGGAAAUAUGACGCAGAGCUAUUCAAGAUGGCCAUGCCUUGCCUCAGUGCCAUAGCUGGAGCUUUGCCACCGGACUACGUGGACGCCUCUAUUAGUACGACUGUGGAGAAGCCUGUUUCUGUCGAUGCUCAGGGCAACUUUGACCCCAAACCAAUCAGUACUGCGAACAUUGCUCUGCCAGAAAAGCUUGAGCACUUUGCCAACAAAUAUGCUGAGCAUUCCCAUGAGAAGUGGUCUGCAGAGAAGGUGCUGCUUGGAUGGAAAUAUGGAGAUUGUGUUGAUGAGAAGGCCAAGAUUCACCCUCAGCUCAGGACUUAUAAAGCUCUAACAGAGAAGGAGAAGGAGAUUUACAAAUGGCCAAUUAGAGAGUCCCUAAAGAGUAUGCUGGCAAUGGGCUGGAGCAUCGACAGGACCAAAGAUGGAGAGAGCAUGUCUCUGCAGCGAGAGAACGAGAAAAUGAGGAAGAUAUCUCAAGUCUCACAGGCAAAUGGAUUUAACCCGAGCCCAAUAGACACCAGCAGUGUGGUUCUGUCCAGGGAACUACAGGGAAUGGUGGAGGUAGUGUCUGAAAAUUACCACAACAUCUGGGCCAAGAAGAAGAAAAGUGACCUUGGAAGUAGAGGCGGGGGAACACACCCUCUGUUAGUGCCCUAUGACACGUUGACAGCUAAGGAGAAGGCCCGGGAUCGAGAAAAGGCCCAGGACCUUUUCCGCUUCCUGCAAAUCAAUGGCUAUAGCAUCACAAGGGGUUUGAAGGACUUGGAGCAGGAUUCUUCUUCUAUGGAGAAGAGGUUUGCGUAUAGGUUCCUAAAGAAACUCCUCAAGUAUGUCGACUCAGCUCAGGAGUUCAUCGCCCAUCUAGAGGCCAUGGCUGCCAGCGGAAAAACUGACAGGUCCCCUCAUGAGCAAGAAAUUAAGUUUUUUGCCAAAGUUCUUCUCCCUCUCAUUGACCAGUACUUCAAGAACCACUCUCUCUACUUCCUCUCCUCUCCCAGUAAGAACCUGAGCAGCAGUGGUUAUGCCUCCAACAAGGAGAAGGAGAUGGUCACCAGCCUGUUUUGUAAACUGGCAGCUCUUGUCAGACAUAGGAUUUCACUUUUUGGGAGUGACUCCACCACCAUGGUGAGCUGUCUGCACAUCCUGGCUCACACCCUGGACACAAGGACAGUGAUGAAGUCCGGCUCGGAGAUGGUGCGUGUGGGACUGAGGACGUUCUUUGAGAACGCGGCAGAGGACCUGGAGAAGACGUUUGAGAACCUGAAGCUGGGGAAGUUCACGCACUCCCGCUCGCAGAUGAAAGGGGUGUCGCAGAAUAUCAACUACACCACCGUGGCUCUGCUCCCCAUCCUAACUGCUCUGUUCGAGCACAUCACUCAGCACCACUUCGGGGUGGACCUGCUGCUGGAUGAUGUCCAAGUGUCCUGCUAUCGAAUCCUGACCAGCCUCUAUGCACUGGGCACUGGGAAAAACAUCUACGUGGAAAGACAGCUGCCAGCUCUCGGACAGUGUCUGGCCACCCUGGCUGGUGCCUUGCCUGUGGCCUUCUUGGAGCCGUUGCUCAACGCAUACAACCCCUGCUCGGUUUUUAACACCAAGAGUGCCCGAGAACGAGCCAUCUUAGGCAUACCCGACUCAGUUGAGGAGAUAUGUCCCGGGAUGCCGCGGCUAGAUGGCUUGAUGAAGGACAUCAAUGACAUGGCUGAGUCUGGGGCACGGUACACAGAGAUGCCUCACGUUAUCGAGGUGGUGCUGCCCAUGCUGUGCAACUAUCUGUCCUACUGGUGGGAGAGGGGGCCGGAGAACCAGCCGGCCAGCGGGGGAAGCGUCUGCUGCACCACCGUCACCUCGGAGAACCUCAGCCUCAUUCUGGGCAACAUCCUCAAGAUCCUCAACAACAAUCUGGGCAUCGACGAGGCUUCGUGGAUGAAGAGGAUCGCAGUGUAUGUGCAACCCAUCAUCAGCAAGGCGCGUGCCGACCUACUGAAGAGCCACUUCCUGCCCACAUUGGAAAAGCUCAAGAAGAAGACGGUGAAGGUGGUGUCUGAAGAGGAGCUGCUGAAGGCGGACAGUAAGGGAGACACCCAGGAGGCUGAGCUGCUCAUCCUGGACGAGUUUGCUGUCCUCUGCAGGGACCUCUAUGCCUUUUACCCCAUGCUAAUCCGCUAUGUGGACAAUAACAGGUCCAGGUGGCUCAAAGAACCGGAUGCUGAUUCGAACGACCUCUUCAGAAUGGUCGCAGAGAUUUUCAUCCUCUGGUGCAAGUCACAUAAUUUCAAACGCGAGGAGCAGAACUUUGUGGUUCAGAACGAAAUUAACAACCUGUCCUUUUUGACUGGAGAUAAUAAAACCAAGAUGUCAAAGUCUGGAGGACAAGACCAGGAAAGGAAGCACAAGAAACGGCGUGGUGAGUUCUACUCCAUCCAGACCUCGCUGAUCGUUGCUGCUUUGAAGAAGAUGCUGCCAAUAGGCCUCAACAUGUGCACACCAGGGGAUCAGGAGCUGAUAUCUCUAGCCAAGAGUCGCUACCUCCUGAAAGACACAGAUGACGAGGUUAAAGACCACAUUUAUCAGAAUCUGCAUCUCCGAGAAAAGUCAGAGGAUCCUGCAGUCAGGUGGCAGCUGAACCUCUACAAGGACAUAGUGAUGAGGAGCGAGGGGCCUCCGGACCCAGAGCGGGUGGUGGACCGCAUUCAGAGGAUCUCUGCAGCCGUCUUCAACCUGGAGCAGGUGGAGCAGCCUCUGAGAUCCAAAAAAUGUGUCUGGCAGAAGUUGUUGUCCAAGCAGAGGAAGAGAGCAGUCGUAGCGUGCUUCCGCAUGGCUCCUCUUUAUAAUCUACCAAGGCAUCGUUCUAUUAACCUCUUCCUCCUGGCCUAUCAGAGAAUAUGGAUAGAAACAGAGGAGUACUCUUUUGAGGAGAAGCUAGUGCAGGACCUUGCAUUGGCAAGCAUGACAUCACCGCUGAUGUCAGAGCCAGCGCUCGUGAAAUGGUGUGUAGCCUGUGUCAUUCGGGCUGAGAAAACGCAGCUCACAAUGGAAGAGGAGGAAGAGGAGGAGGUCAGAAAACAACCAGACCCGCUCCACCAGCUCAUUCUGCAUUUCAGCCACAACGCUCUGACUGAGUGCAGUUCUUUGGAAGAGGAUCCUUUGUAUAUUGCAUAUGCAGAUAUGAUGGCAAAGAGUUGUGCUGAAGGUGAAGAAGAGGAGGACGAGGAAGGAAAAGAGAAAACCUUUGAGGAAAAGGAAAUGGAGAAGCAAAAGAUGCUGUAUCAGCAGGCCAGGCUUCACGACCGAGGGGCUGCAGAGAUGGUGCUCCAGAUGAUCAGUGCCAGCAAAGGUCGACUCGGCGCUCCCGUGACGUUCACCCUCAAACUGGGCAUCUCCAUUCUGAACGGGGGCAACACGGUGGUCCAGCAGAAAAUGCUCGACUAUCUGAAGGAGAAAAGAGACGUUGGCUUUUUCAAAAGCUUAUCUAGACUGAUGAUGUCGUGCAGCGUUCUGGACUUGAACGCUUUUGAAAGGCAAAACAAAGCGGAAGGUCUGGGAAUGGUUACUGAAGAAGGAUCAAUCAACGUGAGUGAGCGGGGUUCCAAGGUGCUGCAGAACGAUGAGUUCACCAAGGACCUCUUUAGGUUCCUGCAGCUUCUCUGCGAGGGCCACAACAAUGAUUUUCAGAAUUUUCUGAGGACUCAGACAGGGAACACAACAACAGUCAACAUCAUCAUAAGUACCGUCGACUACUUGCUAAGACUCCAGGAAUCCAUCAGUGAUUUCUACUGGUACUACUCUGGUAAGGAUGUCAUCGACGAGGCCGGUCAAAGGAACUUCUCCAAAGCUCUGUCAGUGGCCAAGCAGGUCUUCAACUCUUUAACAGAGUAUAUACAGGGUCCGUGUAUUGGGAACCAGCAGAGUCUGGCUCAUAGCAGGCUGUGGGAUGCUGUGGUGGGGUUCCUCCAUGUUUUUGCCAACAUGCAGAUGAAAUUAUCCCAGGACUCCAGUCAGAUUGAAGUACUGAAGGAGCUGCUGGACCUACACAAGGACAUGAUCGUUAUGAUGCUCUCUCUUCUCGAAGGUAACGUUGUCAACGGCACCAUUGGCAAGCAAAUGGUCGACACGUUGGUGGAAUCUUCCAGCAACGUGGAGAUGAUCCUGAAAUUCUUUGACAUGUUCCUCAAGUUGAAGGAUUUAACCACGUCCGACAGCUUCAGGGAGUACGACCGCGAGAGCAAGGGGAUCAUCUCCAAGAAGGAUUUUCAGAAGUCCAUGGAGAACCAGAAGCAAUACUCCCAGUCCGAGAUUGAGUUCCUCCUCUCUUGUGCCGAAGCUGAUGAGAACGACAUGUUCAACUACACGCAGUUCGUGGAGCGGUUUCACGAGCCUGCCAAGGACAUCGGAUUUAACGUCGCUGUGUUGCUGAUGAAUCUCUCUGAGCACAUGCCCCACGACGCUCGCCUAUCGACCUUCCUCGACCUGGCUGAAAGUGUCCUCAGCUAUUUUGAGCCUUAUUUGGGGCGUAUUGAGAUAAUGGGCGGAGCCAAGCGCAUUGAGAGAGUCUACUUCGAGAUCAGCGAGUCCAGUCGUACCCAGUGGGAGAAGCCUCAGGUGAAGGAGUCGAAGAGGCAGUUCAUCUUUGACGUUGUCAACGAGGGUGGAGAGAGUGAGAAAAUGGAGCUCUUUGUCAACUUCUGUGAGGACACCAUCUUUGAGAUGCAGCUGGCCUCUCAGAUUUCAGAGCCGGACCCAGUGGAGCGCUCCGAGGAAGACGAAGACGACAAGCAGAGUGUCGUAGAAAACCAGGAGGAGGAGGAAGACGAGGAAAACAUGAUGAUGGAGUCCUCCUCUGCCUUCACAUUCGCCUGCAUUUCCAUGAGGAAAAACCUGUGCCAGUUCCGCCAAAUGCUUACUCUCAAGAGCAUGAGGCGACAGUACAGGAAAUUCAAGAAGAUGAGUGUGAAGGAGAUGGUGCGAAGCUUCUUCUCCUUCUUCUGGAUGCUCAUCACAGGACUCUUCCAUUUCAUCUACAGCCUAAUUUGGGGCUUCUUCCAUAUCUUGUGGACCACCAUGUUCGGCGGCGGCUUCGUGGAAGGGGCUAAGAACAUGAAGGUGACCGAUAUUUUGGGGAACAUGCCCGACCCCACUCAGUUUGGCAUUCAUGGGGACGUGUUGGAGGCAGAGAAGCUGGAGGCGAGUGAGGCGGCUGCGUUGGCAGAGUUGGGUCAGAUGGCUCAGGGGGACGCGGCAGAGGCCGACCUGAUGGCCGAGCUGCUGAACAUGCAGCCCAAGAAGGAGGGAAAGCAUGGGGCUGAGCCAGGGCUGGGGGACGUGUCUGAGGUGGUGGUGGGAGAUGCUCCAUCUAUUGCCAGUGCUGUCAAGCAGAAGAAGGCACAGUUGGCUGCAAAGAAGAGGGCUUCCAAUGGAGAAUACAAAUCAGACUCAGAGAAAGGAGACUCAGAUGAUGGUGAGAAGAAGGAUCCCGACAAGGCCAAAGAUGAAGCCCCUCCGGAGCACUCAGUGGAGAAGAAAGCCCCAAAGAAGAGGCUCGGCCAGAGGAAAGAACCACCCGAGGCCUUCAUGGCCAGCUUCUUCGCUGGCUUGGAAGUUUACCAGACUAAGAUGCUGAACUACCUUGCCAGAAACUUCUACAACCUCCGUUUUCUGGCCCUUUUUGUUGCCUUUGCCAUCAACUUCAUUUUGCUCUUCUACAAAGUAACUGGUGAUUACUCGGAUGAUGAAGACCCCUGGAACGGUAGAGGCAAAGCUGGCGAGGAGGAGGAAGAAGGGGCGCUUGAAUACUUUGUCCUGCAGGAGAGCACAGGCUACAUGGCUCCAACGCUUCGCUGUCUUGCAAUACUGCACACGAUCAUAUCUUUCUUGUGUGUGGUGGGAUACUACUACCUGAAGGUGCCACUGGUGGUUUUCAAGCGCGAGAAGGAGAUAGCGAGAAAGUUGGAGUUUGCCGGCCUCUACAUCACCGAGCAGCCGUCGGACGACGACAUCAAAGGACAGUGGGACAGACUGGUCAUCAAUACACCUUCCUUCCCAAACAACUACUGGGAUAAAUUUGUCAAACGGAAAGUGAUCAAAAAGUACGGCGACCUGUAUGGAGCAGAGAGGAUAGCAGAGCUGCUGGGCCUGGAUAAAAGCGCCCUGGACUUCAACCCCACAGAAGAAACCGUCACCAAGGAAGCUUCGCUGGUGCUGUGGUUAAGCUCAAUUGACACAAAGUACCACGUCUGGAAAUUGGGAGUGGUGUUUACGGACAAUUCUUUCCUGUAUCUUGUGUGGUACACCACCAUGUCCAUCCUGGGCCACUACAACAACUUCUUCUUCGCUGCCCAUCUUCUGGACAUCGCCAUGGGCUUCAAGACGCUCCGCACCAUCCUCUCCUCUGUCACACACAACGGCAAACAGCUGGUGUUGACGGUGGGCCUGCUGGCGGUGGUGGUCUACCUCUACACUGUGGUGGCCUUCAACUUCUUCAGGAAGUUCUACAACAAGAGCGAGGACGACGACGAGCCGGACAUGAAGUGUGACGACAUGAUGACGUGCUACCUGUUCCACAUGUAUGUUGGCGUGAGAGCGGGAGGCGGCAUCGGCGAUGAGAUCGAGGAUCCAGCCGGCGACCCGUACGAGCUCUACCGGAUCCUUUUUGACAUCACCUUCUUCUUCUUUGUCAUUGUCAUCCUCCUGGCCAUUAUUCAGGGUUUGAUCAUCGAUGCCUUCGGAGAGCUGAGAGACCAGCAGGAGCAAGUCAAAGAGGACAUGGAGACCAAGUGUUUCAUCUGUGGCAUCGGUAAUGAUUAUUUCGACACGACGCCACACGGCUUCGAGACUCACACCUUACAAGAGCACAAUUUGGCCAACUACCUGUUUUUCCUGAUGUACCUUAUCAACAAAGACGAGACAGAGCACACAGGCCAGGAGUCAUAUGUGUGGAAGAUGUACCAGGAGCGCUGCUGGGACUUCUUCCCAGCCGGCGACUGCUUCCGCAAACAAUACGAAGAUCAGCUCGGAUAGAUCUGACGCGAUCCUCUUUACCUCUGUGCACAUGGAGUGGGCUGCUGGGAUGUGUAGUCCUACAUGCAGCUUCUGGACUACAACAGUACACCAGUCAUCACACCCCAAUGCAUUGGACCGGGCUGAGAAGAGAGAGGCAAGGCAAACGUACUUUUUAUCUACAGUAAGAGAAAAGUCUUCUACCUACGUCACGUCGGUACAGAUGCAGUCAGUGAAGAAAUGACCUGUAACUUGCUCAGAUGUUAGAUUUUGAUUCUUUUUGUUUAAUUUGGGAAAGUGUGUUGCCUUUUUUACUCCACAUAACCCCAACUCAUUGCACAAUUCUUAUUCUUGAUUUGUUUAUGUUUUUGUUGUCUUUAUUGAGUCAAUGGGACAAUAAUAAUAAUUGUUGGGUCACAUUAUGCACAAAGAACCUUACUACAGUACUUUGAGAAUGUUGAACUUGAGACUUAAUGCCAAAAGAGAAAUGCAGUGGCGUGCAGUAGAGUUGUAUAGUGUGCAAAAAAAAAACAAAAAACAAAUGUCUUGUGGAAAAAGAUUUUAUUUCAGAUGUCGUAAACCAUGCAUAUUGAGAAGAUGAAGUUUUAGAAAGAGGAAAAAAAAGGUUUAUGUAGGAUUAUAAAAAUGCCUAAAUUGUCCUCAUGAAGUGCCUUACUGUACUGUGUCUACAUUACAAUGAAGCUAUGCAAGACUUUUAGUUUUUUCUUUAUUGUAUGUAAGUGCAGUCGUUUUACUGGAGCAGUAACACGUCGCUGUCCAGACACAUAUUUUGUGGCUGAGAGUUUUCAUUCGAACAUGGAAGAAGAUUUGAUUUGUUUGAUUUUCUAGUUAUUUAGUUAUUUAUUUAUUUAUUUAUUUGAUUGAUUUUGCCGAAUGCAGAAUAAGUGCAAGUGUUCAAAGUAUGACGUGUAAAAGACGACACAUCAGAAUUUGAGGAAGCGCCUUCGAACAAGAACAAACGUUUAAUUGCUAUUGUAUGGCCAUUUGUAUGUAGUAGCUUUGCUGACCUGUGCAUUUCUUUUGAUGGGAAAAAUAAAGAAAUCAAUGCAACAAAUGU
Molecule: messenger RNA, 16081 nt
Organism: Solea senegalensis (Senegalese sole)
Lineage: Eukaryota; Metazoa; Chordata; Actinopteri; Pleuronectiformes; Soleidae
Product: ryanodine receptor 3-like
Exons: 107
Coding region: 265-15024 (4919 amino acids)
Biological process (GO): intracellular calcium ion homeostasis; calcium ion transmembrane transport
Cellular component (GO): sarcolemma; Z disc; calcium channel complex
Molecular function (GO): ryanodine-sensitive calcium-release channel activity; protein binding
Source: RefSeq, a predicted model, not a curated record